Molecule: messenger RNA, 1309 nt
Organism: Loxodonta africana (African savanna elephant)
Lineage: Eukaryota; Metazoa; Chordata; Mammalia; Proboscidea; Elephantidae
Gene: B3GAT1
Product: beta-1,3-glucuronyltransferase 1
Exons: 4
Coding region: 1-1002 (333 amino acids)
Biological process (GO): chondroitin sulfate proteoglycan biosynthetic process; carbohydrate metabolic process
Cellular component (GO): Golgi membrane
Molecular function (GO): galactosylgalactosylxylosylprotein 3-beta-glucuronosyltransferase activity
Source: RefSeq, a predicted model, not a curated record
AUGCCGAAGAGACGGGACAUCCUUGCGAUCAUCCUCAUUGUGCUGCCCUGGACACUGCUGAUCACUGUCUGGCACCAGAGCACCAUCGCACCCCUGCUCACCGUGCACAAGGAUGAUGGGAGUGACGCCCGGCGCAAUGCACCAGGCUCGGACCCCAGGGAAUACUGCAUGUCCGACCGCGACAUCGUGGAGGUAGUCCGGACUGAGUAUGUGUACACGCGGCCCCCGCCGUGGUCGGACACACUGCCCACCAUCCACGUGGUCACGCCCACUUACAGCCGCCCGGUGCAGAAGGCUGAGCUGACGCGCAUGGCCAACACGCUGCUGCACGUGCCCAACCUGCACUGGCUGGUGGUGGAGGACGCGCCCCGGCGCACACCGCUGACAGCGCGCCUGCUGCGUGACACAGGUCUCAACUACACGCAUUUGCACGUGGAGACGCCCCGCAACUACAAGCUGCGCGGUGACACUCGGGACCCGCGCAUCCCCCGUGGCACCAUGCAGCGCAACCUGGCGCUGCGCUGGCUGCGUGAGACCUUCCCCCGCAACUCCAGCCAGCCUGGUGUGGUCUACUUUGCAGACGACGACAACACCUACAGCCUGGAGCUUUUCGAGGAGAUGCGAAGCACCAGGAGGGUGUCUGUGUGGCCAGUCGCCUUCGUGGGUGGCCUCCGAUAUGAGGCCCCCAGAGUGAACGGAGCAGGAAAGGUGGUUGGCUGGAAGACAGUGUUCGACCCCCACCGACCGUUUGCCAUAGACAUGGCUGGAUUUGCUGUCAACCUUCGGCUUAUUCUGCAGCGAAGCCAGGCGUACUUCAAGCUGCGUGGUGUCAAGGGGGGCUACCAGGAAAGCAGUCUCCUUCGAGAACUUGUCACCCUAAGUGACCUGGAACCCAAGGCAGCCAACUGCACCAAGAUCCUGGUGUGGCACACACGGACAGAGAAGCCAGUGCUGGUGAACGAGGGAAAGAAAGGCUUCACAGACCCCAGCGUGGAGAUCUGACCACAGGGACAGGUAUGAGAAGAUGAGGGCGGGUGUAAACUGGCAGGACUCAGCACCAGUCUCCCAGAGGCUCUCCUCAUGGUCUUUCUAUGUGGGAGGACAGGAAAAAGGAGGGCAAGAGAUAGGCCAGCUGAAGGCUUUCGCCUGGUGCCUCUGAAAUCCAGUAGGUGCCGACUUUCUCCUACACAGCUGGGUCCUUCCGUCCCCAGACACCUUACAAACACCUCCACACAGCAACUUAUUGUCAUUAUUGCUGUGAUUCUGGCAAUCCCAAGGAACCUCUACUUAAGACUCCCACCCUCCCAGG